AUGACAGCGACCGCUGGGGGCCCUGGAUCUUGGAGUGAAAAUAUACUAGAAUAUUUUCUGAGAAAUAACCACAUCACAACAGAAGAUGGCGCUGAGAUCAUCUGGUAUCAUGCUGCUAACCACAAGGCACAGGUGAAUGAGGCACUGAAAAGUCCUGCUCACAUGAUAGAGGCUGAUGUCCUUCUUCCAAGUGAUGGAUCAGAAUAUAGCCAACCAAUCAUGGCCCAUCCUCCUGAAACAAAUAGUGAUAAUACUUUACAGGAAUGGCUGACUGAAGUUAUAAAAAGCAAUAAAGGCAUCAAACUGGAUUUUAAGAGUCUAGCAGCUGUGGAACCAUCCAUGAUGCUCCUGGAAAAUGUGAAGAGGCAUCUGCAGCGUCCUGUGUGGAUUAAUGCUGAUAUUCUUCCUGGUCCAAAUGGAAAUAGCAGAGUAGUGGAUGCAAAACCUUUUAUAGACACAGUGACAUCCUUCUUUCCAGAUGUGACGUUUUCCCUGGGUUGGACAACAGGAUGGCAUCCUGAGAAAGUCAAUGAAGGUUACAGUUGGACAAUGGUGAAAGAAAUGGAAUAUAUAUGUAAGGACCUAAAUCUGCCUGUAACAUUUCCUGUCAGAGCAGCAUUAGUUAGGCAGUCUUGUUCUCAGUUACUCUGGCUGUUAAAGAAAUCAAACAGGUACAGCCUGACUAUUUGGACUGGGAAAAAUGAUAACUAUUCCAUUGAAGAUUUACUUUGCAUUAGAGACCAUUUUGACAAAAAACAAGUUUUCUAUGACAUCUUGGAACCACAAAACCAUGAAUUUAAACAAGCCAUUGGAGUCAAAGUUAAUCUCUAA
Messenger RNA from Puma concolor (puma), 831 nucleotides. RefSeq names its product family with sequence similarity 151 member B (gene FAM151B). NCBI's taxonomy places the organism in Eukaryota, Metazoa, Chordata, Mammalia, Carnivora, Felidae. The record is from RefSeq and is a predicted model, not a curated record.